This is a messenger RNA of Aethina tumida (small hive beetle), 548 nucleotides long. RefSeq names its product 40S ribosomal protein S17. Bases 102 to 497 code for a protein of 131 amino acids. The record is from RefSeq and is a predicted model, not a curated record. Gene Ontology annotation, biological process: translation. Lineage: Eukaryota; Metazoa; Arthropoda; Insecta; Coleoptera; Nitidulidae. The transcript has 2 exons. Gene Ontology annotation, cellular component: ribosome. Gene Ontology annotation, molecular function: structural constituent of ribosome.
ACAGGCACAAGUUUCCGAAGGUGGCUCUCUCUGCCUCUUUUCUAAGUUUACUGUCAACGAGCACGUUUCUUUGUGGGACGCGAAUUUUCUGAAAAGUAAACAUGGGUCGUGUACGUACGAAAACCGUGAAAAAGGCUUCGAAAGUCAUCAUCGAAAAGUACUACACACGUUUGACUCUGGACUUCCACACCAACAAGCGCAUCUGCGAAGAAAUCGCUAUCAUUCCCACGAAACCUCUGCGUAACAAGAUCGCCGGUUUCGUUACACACUUGAUGAAGAGGCUCCGUCACUCCCAAGUGCGCGGUAUUUCCAUCAAGCUCCAGGAAGAAGAGAGGGAACGCAGGGACAACUACGUGCCCGAAGUUUCCGCUUUGGAACACGACAUCAUCGAAGUCGAUCCGGAGACCAAGGAGAUGUUGAAAAUGUUGGAGUUCAACAACAUCUCCAACUUGCAGUUGACCCAACCGACCACAAACCCGUACCCAAGGAGGGCGUAAAUUUUUAUGUACCUACAUGUUUAAGUAAAAUAUAUCAACUGGUUUGGUAAA